CUUUCGUGCUUCCCUCCUGACGUUAUCCUGUGUCUCAAUUUAGCCCUACUCCUCUGCAACCACAACAAUCUCUUUCUCAUUUCUCUCUGUCUCUUUCUCUCUCUCGCGAGCUCUCUUAUUGUAAGUUUCUCCUUUUUAUAACUUCUCUCUUUGAAAACCUGAUCUUAGGGGAAUCUCUUUCUGAUCUCCCGGAGAGCCUUUGAUUAUUCGCAACUGUCUCAUCUCAAUUUUGUGCGCCAAAGGAAGUUUCAUACGUAAUCACAAACUUGUCUGUUUCUUUUUUUUUCCCCCUCACGAUAUUUAUAGAAGAGUGUAUUUUGGAUGGUAUUUUGUCCGAUCUCGAGUUCUUCGAACCCUAAACGAUAUAGAAAUCCUCCAAAUUGAUUUGAUUUCCUACGAAUUUACGCCUCGACCCAACAGGUGUACUGAAAUUAUACAUUUCGGACCCAUUUUUCCCAUAAUUUAUCUUCAUUUGCAUCCCUUGUGGCCGAUCUGUGAGCUGAGAGAAAAUGGUGGGCGGUGGAAGCAGGAGAGACGAGGGUUCAAUAGUGAUCAACAACACCAACGUGUUUGCAGCGCUCGAGACUCUGCGAAAGAAGAAGAAAUCCGAUAAGGACCGCAAGAGCAGCAAAGGCUCUUCCAAAGCUCAAUCCGCCUCGGCGGCAGCCCAGCCAGAGCCCCAGGUAUUCUGGGCCCCGGCCCCUUUGAAUGCUAAAUCGUGGGCCGAUGUUGACGAUGAAGAUGAUGACGACUACUAUGCUACUGCCGCCCCACCCCAGGCGGUCUGGGGUGCGCCGGAUCAGCAUGAGCAGCAGGAUAAGGAGCAGGCGAGCCAUUUAGAGGAUAGUGAGAGUGAAGAAGAUAUUCUCGAUGAAGGCGAUGAUGAUGAUGUAGAGGACGAGCAUGAACGUGAACAAGAGCUUCCUGUACACCCAGAACAAGUGGUGAAGAAACCCUUUGAAGUUUCUGAGCGACCCAAGGAAGCAGAGAGGCAGCUUUCAAAAAAAGAAAGAAAGAAGAAGGAGCUUGCAGAACUUGAGGCCCUUUUGGCUGAUUUUGCAGUUACCCAGAAAGAGAGUAAUGGUCAAGAUGAGUCAAGUGGUGUUGCACAAGAUAAGAAAGAUGGGGAGCCUAAUGCAGAUGGGGAGAAGAAGGAAAAUGUCUCCGCUGAGUCCAAAAGUGCCAAGAAGAAGAAAAAGAAGGAUAAAACUUCCAAGGAGGGUAAAGAAGCCCAUGAUCAGCCGAACAACUCAGAUGCAACCAAUGGGCAAGAUGAAGCUGCUGGUGCUGAACAGACAGAGGAGGAUGCAUCUGCUGUUGAUGUGAAGGAGCGACUAAAGAAGAUGGCAUCUAUGAAGAAGAAGAAAUCUAGUAAAGAGAUGGAUGCUGCUGCCAAAGCUGCUGCUCAAGAGGCUGCUGCAAGGAGUGCAAGACUUGCUGCAGCAAAAAAGAAAGAGAAGAACCAUUACAACCAGCAGCCAUUGCGGUGAAUAUGAUUUUGACAGACUGAGCUUCAACAUCUAUAUAGAUACAUUUAUCUCUCAAUGUUCAGAUGACAAUCCGAAAUAAACUCGGCUCUGGUUUUGCGAAAGAUAACUUCUUGUUGUAAUGCCAUGGACCUAAGGAGAUUUCUCUCUCUUUUGGCUUUUUUGAUCUUAUUGUUGGUCAUUUCAUUGCGGCAGUUUUGGUCCUUGGAAUAUUCUUCCUUCGAAACGCGAAAGUAGUUCUACUUGAUAGCUGUGUAUUUUUGUAGUGUUA
Messenger RNA from Carya illinoinensis, 1758 nucleotides. Its product is annotated as tol-Pal system protein TolA-like. NCBI's taxonomy places the organism in Eukaryota, Viridiplantae, Streptophyta, Magnoliopsida, Fagales, Juglandaceae. The transcript has 3 exons. The coding region runs from base 510 to 1490 and encodes 326 amino acids. The record is from RefSeq and is a predicted model, not a curated record.